Messenger RNA from Suillus subalutaceus, 1691 nucleotides. Its product is annotated as NAD(P)-binding protein. The coding region runs from base 490 to 1455 and encodes 321 amino acids. The transcript has 8 exons. Lineage: Eukaryota; Fungi; Basidiomycota; Agaricomycetes; Boletales; Suillaceae. The record is from RefSeq and is a predicted model, not a curated record.
UGAUACUGGAUUAGUGCGACCGUCUUAGUUCUUGGCUCCUGGUGAUCUGCUGGGUAUUGCCAUCAGCGUGAACCUCUGAACCCGGGCCUUUGUAGUACGCCAUCCGUUGCCUGAAGAAUGACAUCGUAGAAGCCAACUCGAUCGCUUUGCUGGUCAAGUCAAAAAAUCCAAAUGUCGUAUUCCUGCGGCUCUCGACGGACUGACAACCUGCCGUAGUUUUUCAUAUGACUUGAAGAAGGAAAACAGUCGUCCUUUUCAUGCCAACGAACCAAUUACUAAGAGACUUCCGAUAUCUCGGAGUUGCUUAGUCCGCUGCCGUUAUAGCAUUACAGUAUAGUCCGCACUGCGCGAGCCAGUGACAAAGGAUUUCCAUGUCGUCGGCCAAUCAUUCAAUCAUCCCGACCGCCCUGUAUAUGAUUUAUAAACAGCUAAGUGCUCGACAUCUACCUCCCGGGGCCUUUUCUUGUUGCAUUUAUUCAUCUCAGCACCAUGGGUUUCUUCUCAAAGUCAUUCGACCCAAUCACUGACCUCCCAGACUUGUCUGGUAAAGUCAUCCUUAUCACAGGCGGAAAUGCAGGUAUCGGAUACUCAACUGUGAAGCACUUGGCACGUCGUGGUGCUAAGGUGUACAUGGCUGCACGCAACCAAUCCAAGGCAGAGGAGGCGAUCGCGCAACUAAAAGCAGAGGGGUUGGGUCCUGGGAACGGUGAUGUUAUCUGGUUGGAACUUGAUUUGAAGGACCCUCGGAAUGCGAAGAAAGCGGGAGAGAGAUUUAUGAAGCAGGAGAAGAGAUUGGAUGUUUUGAUUCACAAUGCUGCGGUGUUCGUUGAGAAUUAUACCAUGACACCGGAUGGAGUUCAGGAGAUAGUGAUGGUCAACGUAAUAAGUCAUAUCGUCCUGACACGCACCCUUCAACCGCUGCUGGACCAGACAGCAGCAGAACCAAAUUCAGACGUCCGCAUAGUUGUCGUCGCUUCAGAUGGCCACCGGGCCGUAUCAGGGAAACCUCGUUUCCGCAACCUUGAUGAUCUUAACAACGAGCUCAAGAGUUCGCUUCACCCCGGCUUCGCGCGGUAUUGCAUGACGAAACUCAUGAAUAUACUCUACACUUUUGAACUUCAACGACACCUCACCGCUGUUGGCUCUCCCAUCACCGUCAUUGCCGUUCACCCUGGAGCAGUCGACACCUGGUCCGAUAGACCGUCCCUAUCUAACUUCAAGUUCAUCAUCAAGCCUAUCGUCUCUCUCUUCCUUUUAAAGCCAGACCAGGGUGCAUAUACCUCGGCGUUUGCAGCUGCGUCCGAAGAAGUGGCCAAGCAGCGCGAGAAGUACAAAGGCACGUAUUUGACGCCGGUAGGCAAGCUAACAGAGCCGACGAAGGUGGCAAAGGAUGAGGGACUUGCAAAGGAGCUUUUGAAUACUGUGGAUAAGUUUUUGGAGGAGAAGGGGAUUUGAUGGAUGUUUUGUUUUAUUGAUGAGCUGAGAUUGAUGCAUGACGGACAGAUGUACCUCCAAGAGGUAUUGGAUGGAACAAAUAUGCCUGUUGAUACGUUAUCAUGUACAUUUGCAUGGCGCUGGUGCCCAUCCAGGCUGUGCGGUCUUCCUCUUCUUCUGUUUAGUACACCAUUAAUUGCAUCGUGUCUUACGUCUCACUGUAUGUCAUUCCUACACAAUUGAUUUAUUGGCCCUUA